Messenger RNA from Herpailurus yagouaroundi (jaguarundi), 865 nucleotides. It is a transcript of the gene ODAPH, whose product is annotated as odontogenesis associated phosphoprotein. The record is from RefSeq and is a predicted model, not a curated record. The transcript has 2 exons. Gene Ontology annotation, biological process: positive regulation of enamel mineralization. Lineage: Eukaryota; Metazoa; Chordata; Mammalia; Carnivora; Felidae. The coding region runs from base 22 to 483 and encodes 153 amino acids.
GACUGCUCAGGGUGGAAAGCCAUGGCUCCCCAACUCCGCUUCGCCUGCCGGCUAUUGGUCUGCUGGGUGGUGGUAACCGUGGCAGAAGGACAAAAAGCAGUAGCCACCCCUCUUAGAGGUUCACAAGAUGAUGGAGGCCCUACAGACUGCGAGAUCUUUACACUCACCCCUCCACCCACCAUAAGGAACCCGGUGACGAGGAUUCAGCUCGUCCCAAGGACACCCAAGUGUCCCUUUCACUUUUUUCCACAAGGGCCUAGAGUCCACAUUAGGUUUCCAAACAGACCUUUCCUUCCUCGGAAGUGCAAUCGUCGUUUUCAGUUUCGUCCGUUCUUUUGGCCACACAGUCGCCUCACUCCUCAUUACAGAUACUUCCCCAGAAGAAAACUGUGGAGAGGAAGCUCCUCUGAAGAAAGCAGAGAGAAAAGAGAAGCCCCAGACAUGCUGAUGCAAAAGAGGCCAAUACCUCCGAAAAGAGAUUAAAAACAUUCCUGCUUUCUUUUUCCAAACUAAAGUGAUUGGAGUUGAACAUGAAGUAUCUUAAACACCACAGACUAGAAAUCGUUCUUAAUGUCUGCAGGGAAGAUAUCGGCUUACAGGAUAUUCAUGUUUGCCAGAUAGGAGCGAUAACUACAUUACUCUUAUCCCCAACUUUUUAAGAUCUCAGGAUAUUCAUGCAAAUAAAAUCCUAAAGUGGGUGGUUCCAAGAAUUCCUGUACAGACUGCAAUGCCAGGAGAAUCAGCUCUCUCUUCUAAAUUAAAGUGAAAGCAUUUAAACAAAUCGAUAUAAACCAAACGAAGACAUUAAUGACACCCUUUUUACUCACUGGAAAACUUACAGAGCGAAGUGCAUUUACAAAGUGAA